Messenger RNA from Laetiporus sulphureus 93-53, 1000 nucleotides. RefSeq lists its product as uncharacterized. The transcript has 2 exons. The record is from RefSeq and is a predicted model, not a curated record. Lineage: Eukaryota; Fungi; Basidiomycota; Agaricomycetes; Polyporales; Laetiporaceae. Bases 231 to 797 code for a protein of 188 amino acids.
GACUGAUUGGGGGUGCGCUUGGGACAUUCUUCACGGGCCCGCUCGGCCUCGUACGAGAUGCGAAUUGCGUGGCGGCCACGUCAGCUAGGCCUUGCGCGCCUCCGUUAGUAUAAAGCGUGGUGAAGCGGUGACCGGUAACUCGUCCAAGCAGAGCCACAGCGGACUCGUCGUUUGGUCCGACAUCUACGCAUUUGCUUAUACCUUGCGCACCCAUUCUAUAACUCUGCACGAUGUCUAGCCCAAUCGCCAUCCCCCGUCGCUCCUCGCCCGCCCGGUCUGCUGCCGCUGACUCGCCCGUGGGCUCGCCGACGGGACUGUACGUCCCAGUUCACAAGCGUUCAGCCUCGUCGUCACCCUCGACGUCGACGAUACGCUCCAACUCUCCUCCGCGCAGUCCCCGCGCGGCCGUGCAUCAACCGCUUACGAUUAUGCCGAUGGGCGCAAAGGUGCCCUUCGUGUACGACAUGAUCGAGUUGCUCGCUCUCUCCGCCUCGCCCCUCGUCGGCCUCUCCCCCUCCCAGCGUGAGCAUCUCGCGCAGCUCCUGCCAUUAACCGCACCGAACUCCGCUGCCUCUCCCAAGGAGAUGACUCCAAACCCGAACGCGAGUGCACGGCGUCGGCGCCCCGCGGCAGGUCGGCGCAGCACGAAUGCGAAGAAGCUCGCGAUGGAAGUGCAUACUGAUGUGGAGAGUCGCCGGAAGCGCCAUGGUCAGUUUGGGUGGCACGCCCAUGAGGCCGGCGAGGAGAGCUGGAGGCAUGUCGGUGCGCCUGUUGUAGGAGUGCCACAGGCGGCGUGACCUUGGCUGGAUGGCUGUGGCUAUGGAAAUUCUCAUUGGAAUGGACGGACGAUUCAUCAACGGUAUAGCAUGAUACUUAUUAAUCCUAAUGACCGGUAAUAUGUAACAGCUCAUCAUGUACAAUGUAUCAUUAUCACAAUGUAUUGAUCCACUCCGUGCGUUUACUACAAUGGGUUGACUCAUUAGAAGCAAGAAAUCUAGCA